AUGAGAAAUCAGAAUCCACAUGUUUGGAAUUUUUUGAACGAAACAGACGAAUACGGUAACGUAACCUUACCAUACGACGAGUUAGCAAAGUUCAACUUCGUUUGUAGUAUCAUCUUCAAUUUGGCUUUGGUAUUUGGUGGUAUCAUGUCCUUUACAUUACUGUAUCUUGUACUGUAUCAAACUACCGGUAGUUUCAAACCUUACAGUAGGAUGUUGGUAAUGUGUUGUGUAGCUGACAUCUUCUACUGGAUGAUUGAUCAUACUCUACAUCAGGUAAAUGGCUUGUUAUAUUGGUUGUGAGAAUGUAUUUUGUCAUUACUCUGUAAAAUAAAUAAAUUCUGUCUAUUGAACUGUAAUAUAGUCUUGGAUAAAACAUUUUUGGUCCUUACCACAUCGGUUUAAUGACAUGUUUUCAGAAAAGUCGUCAGAUUGACGGCGUUUUCCUCAUAUCUCUAAAUGGCAUUGGCAAAUAUUUGUCAUACGAACAUCAGAUGAUACUUACUGGUGUUUACAUUACUACUCUUGUGCUCACACAUACUACGCUUGCUGCUCAAGGAUACUACAGAUAUCAUACUUUGAGAUAGUACGUUUUUUAAAACAUAUACUAUAAUUAGUCUUGUCAUUAUUGAAAGGCUAGAAACUUAAUUUUGAAAUUAAAAAAUAUUUUUAUUUUUUUAAAUUAUUUAAAUUUUGAUAUUGAUUUAUAAUUGUAAUGUGCUACAAUAUUUAGUGUAUAAUUUAACUUUUUUACAGUAAACCUCUAAGCACCCUUCAUACAAUAAUUGUUUUUAUGUUGGCUGUAGUAGCUGCAGCGCCGUCAGGAGUUAUUGGGUAUAUGGCAUUUAAACAUUCAACCGAAAUACGACCAGGUUUUAAUUAUGGUACUUUAUGGUACAAAGAGUACCCUUUGCCAGCACUUCUUGUGGUUGAUGUGGUAUGUUUUGUAAAAUAACAUUCCAAAUAAAAAAAAUAAUUUUAAAAUUUAUUUUAAUUCACCAUUCCUUGUUCUGUAGCUCCACUUGAAACCUAUAUACCCUGCGAGAUAAAUAAAGUUUCUUUUCAGCAACAUAUCUACCAAAAGCUUUACUAUGUGAUAUCGACUAUUACCGUGUCUGCAUCGUAUACGUUUUCCAUUCUAUUUGCGUAUAUGUCAGUCAAUCAUCUACGUGACUUUGAUCAUAUCUACUCGAAGAAAACGAAACUCUUACAUCAGAAGUUGUCCAAGUGUCUCUUGUUUCAGGUAAGUGGCUGAAUAUUGUAGUGUAAGGGCAUCUAGUACAAGAAACUAAAACGUCUUACUACAAUAUUUUGCAAAAACUUGAAGGUUUGUUUUUUACCGUAUAUAAAAUAUAGAAUUUUAAAUUUAAAAUGCCAUUCCAGAACAUAGCCCCACUGUUUGUGUCAAUCAUACCCAUCUUGGUGAUGGUGGUACCUCUUUUCUUCAAAAUCACGAUAAAUCAGGAGAUCACGGUGUUCAUGAUAGCCAUCAGCCUGAUACCAGCUUUCAACUCUCUUGUCACUCUGCUCAUUAUCAGUCCUUACCGAGACUUUGUAAAGAAAGUUUUGUGCAGAAACUUUUUCCAUUCUUCCAUGAGUACUGUUGUUAACACUACUUCUUGUCCUGCGAGUGAUCAAUAG
Messenger RNA from Bursaphelenchus okinawaensis, 1638 nucleotides. Lineage: Eukaryota; Metazoa; Nematoda; Chromadorea; Rhabditida; Aphelenchoididae. The record is from the annotation of a GenBank genome assembly.